Messenger RNA from Saccharomyces mikatae IFO 1815, 1293 nucleotides. It is a transcript of the gene RAM1, whose product is annotated as protein farnesyltransferase. NCBI's taxonomy places the organism in Eukaryota, Fungi, Ascomycota, Saccharomycetes, Saccharomycetales, Saccharomycetaceae. The transcript has a single exon. The coding region runs from base 1 to 1293 and encodes 430 amino acids. Gene Ontology annotation, molecular function: protein farnesyltransferase activity. Gene Ontology annotation, cellular component: protein farnesyltransferase complex. Gene Ontology annotation, biological process: protein farnesylation. The record is from RefSeq and is a predicted model, not a curated record.
AUGCGACAGAGGGUAGGAAGAUCCAUAGCUAGGGCUAAAUUUAUAAACACAGCUUUAUUAGGAAGAAAGAGACCAGUAAUGGAGAAAGUCGUCGAUCUGACCGAUUUAGAUACAAGUCACACAAUCCAACCAUUGUUGAAAGAAUUGGAGACGGUCACAACUGAAGCACGGCAUGAAGUACUACAAAGUGUGUUAGAGAUAUAUGAAAAUGGUAGAAACCCUGACGGACCCACUCUCACGAAAGAGUUCCACAAGAUGUACUUAGAUGUUGCCUUUGAAAUUUCGUUACCUCCACAAAUGACCGCACUAGAUGCUUCUCAACCAUGGAUGCUAUAUUGGAUUGCUAAUUCUUUGAAGGUGAUGGACAAAGACUGGCUUUCAGACGGUGUCAAAAGAAAAAUUGUGAAUAAGCUUUUUUCCAUUAGUAGUUCAGGAGGACCCUUUGGUGGAGGACCAGGGCAAUUACCUCAUUUGGCCAGUACAUAUGCUGCAAUUAACGUUUUAUCACUUUGUGAUAAUAUAGAUGGCUGCUGGGACAGAAUUGACCGGAGAAGAAUUUACGAAUGGCUGCUGUCUUUGAAAGAACCUAAUGGAGGAUUUAAGACCUGUUUGGAAGUUGGAGAGGUAGACACAAGAGGUAUAUACUGUGCCUUAAGCAUUGCAGCACUAUUAAAUAUCCUUACAGAUGAACUUACUGAAGGUGUAUUGGGUUAUUUGAAAGAAUGUCAAAGCUAUGAGGGUGGAUUCGGCAGUUGUCCUCACGUAGACGAAGCACACGGAGGGUAUACUUUCUGUGCUACAGCAAGUCUAGCUAUUCUAAGAUCUUUGAAUGUGAUUAAUGUAGAAAAACUAUUAGAGUGGUGUAGUGCUCGUCAGCUACAAGAAGAGCGAGGAUUUUGCGGAAGAAGCAACAAACUUGUCGAUGGUUGCUACAGUUUUUGGGUUGGGGCCUCAGCUGCCAUACUUGAGGCAUUAGGGUAUGGCCAGUGUUUUGAUAAAAAUGCUCUCCGGGAAUAUAUACUAUUAUGUUGUCAAGAAAAAGAACAGCCUGGCUUGAGAGAUAAACCAGGAGCUCACUCUGAUUUCUACCAUACAAAUUAUUGCCUAUUAGGACUCGCAGUGACUGAGAGUUUAUACACUUGCGCUUCUAAUGAUCCUCCACAUAAAAUCAAAUGUAUUCCAAACCGUCAAAUUGUGUCAUCAGAACUUACCGAUGUCAACCCUGUCUACGGUUUACCAACAGAAAACGUAAGAAGAUUUAUACACUACUUUGAUUCCGGUUUACCUCCUUAA